AUGUCUGGCAGCGGGGCGAGAGAAUCGGUCUUCCCGACCCGACAAUCGCUGGGCCUGAUGAAGAGCAAGCUUAAGGGCGCUCAGACCGGUCAUGACCUGCUCAAGAGAAAGAGUGAAGCUCUGACAAAGCGUUUUCGUGAAAUCACCCGCCGUAUCGACGAAGCGAAGCGUAAGAUGGGCCGCGUCAUGCAAAUCGCAGCAUUUUCCCUCGCCGAAGUUACGUACGCCGUGGGAAACUCUUCCCUAGGCUAUCAGAUUCAAGAGUCUGCAAAACAAGCACGUUUCCGAGUACGGACAAAGCAAGAGAAUGUCUCUGGUGUAUUCCUGCCGCAGUUCGAAGUGUUCACAGAGGAGGGUAACAACGACUUCGGUCUGACCGGACUCGGCAAGGGUGGUCAACAGGUACAGCGAUGUAGGGAGACGUAUGCAAGGGCUGUCGAGACAUUAGUAGAGCUCGCUAGUUUGCAAACAGCGUUUGUUAUUCUUGACGAGGUCAUUAAGGUUGUCAACCGAAGAGUCAACGCUAUUGAGCACGUCAUUAUUCCUCGCACAGAGAACACGAUUAAGUACAUUAACUCUGAGCUGGACGAGCUGGAUAGAGAAGAGUUCUACAGGCUGAAAAAGGUAUCUGGCAAUAAAAAGCGUAAUGCUGCAGCAGAAGAGCUUGAGCGAGCGGGCAAGAAGAAAGCGGACGAUGAAGAAGAGGAAGAGGAGGAUGAAAAAGAAGAGGAGGAAGAUGUCCCAGAAACGAAAGACAUGCUAGGCGACGAAGACGAUCAGGAUGUGAUUUUCUGAUCUGAGGUAUGAAAAGCGAUAUACCUUAACUAUUGAGUAUUGGGCACGCAGCUUCCCACAUACAUGUAUAAUACAACGAUGCAAUGAUACCUUUACCAGCGCCGUGCAUGAU
Pseudovirgaria hyperparasitica is the source of this 907-nucleotide messenger RNA. RefSeq lists its product as uncharacterized. Gene Ontology annotation, molecular function: proton-transporting ATPase activity, rotational mechanism. Gene Ontology annotation, cellular component: fungal-type vacuole membrane; vacuolar proton-transporting V-type ATPase complex. The record is from RefSeq and is a predicted model, not a curated record. Gene Ontology annotation, biological process: vacuolar acidification. Bases 1 to 795 code for a protein of 264 amino acids. The transcript is spliced from 4 exons. Lineage: Eukaryota; Fungi; Ascomycota; Dothideomycetes; Acrospermales; Acrospermaceae.